ACACAGCCUGUCAAUUUGAAGAUUAUAUUUGUGAGUGUGUGGGUGUGUGUGUAUGUAUAUGAAGUCUUUUUUUGUUCAGUUCAUUUUUGCAUUUGCGAAAAGGAAAUAGGAGAUUCAGAACAAGACCAGGAGGAGGUCAUCAAUUAAACGCUGACGAAUAACACGGGUGCAGUUAAUUUCACUGGGGUUUAGACACCACAUUGAAAACAGAUGUAAAUAAAUACAUGUGCAGAUGCGUUAAUUGGUGUCUGCAAAAUAUAUUUUAUAUACUGGGUGUCUUUCAGAACGUCUGGGCUUUAUACAUGAGUUUCAUGACCAUAAUUUGAGAAUGAGAUACAAAGUUAGUGAGUGUUUUAGGACACGUCAAGGACAAAUCCCGAAUUCUCUGUACUGUUUCAUUGUGAUACAAGAAAUCACCAGAAAACGGAGACAUUUCUGUCCUCGUGGUUCCCAGGGGCUUAUGAAUAGUUGCUGUUUUCCAUUUAAUUGACGGACAUUCGACUUUUGACUGCUGUUAAAUCUCUUAUGAAAAUACAAAACUGUUAUUAAAGAGGGAUCCAUGGUGAUGGUGGGUGACUUUGAUACAACAUGGUUCAUCAGUUACUGUCGGUGAUUCCACAGGUCACGUUUUGCACUGACGCGCCGCCAUCGCAGACUUUUCCUGGACUCCUGUCAAGCUUGUGUUGACAUGGUCCUUUUCUUCCGGAGACGGAAGUUAUUAAUGGGAUUCCUCUCUCCUGUGCAACACCUGAGGGCAGUCGGACAGUGAGCCGCGGGGCGUCUGCAGGCUGGAUGGACAGCAUGUCUCCACAGCAGCAGCAGCAGCAGGACAGCCUGAGCCGAGGCGGCGGGCAGCAAGACAACAAACGGCGGAUGAAGUCUCAGAGUUACCGUCGCCAGUCCGCCCCGUCUCUGGUCAUCACCAAGGCUCUCACCAGGUCCAAGACUCUCUCCAGAGAGAGCUUCCUGGUUCCUGUGUGCCCAGAGACCUGCCCGUUGGUCCAGUCCUUCCUCGCCAACUCCGAUAGGUCGUUUCUUCUCCACGGACAUGCUCAGCUCAAGACCGGGAUGCAGACGCAGGACCGACACCUCUUCCUGUUCACUGACAUACUGGUGAUGGCCAAAGCCAAAUCAGCCAACCACUUCAAGCAGAAGGCCCAGGUGCGCGUGUGUGAGAUGUGGACGGCAGGCUGCGUGGACGAGGUGUGUGAGGGAAGCAUGAACCCCGAGAGGAGCUUCGUCGUGGGCUGGCCGACCUGCAACUACGCCGCCACGUUUAGCUCUGCAGAACAGAAAGAGAAAUGGCUCGCCGCCCUCAAAAGUCGGAUAAAAGCAGAGAAGGAGCAGGAAGAACCUAAAACCAUUCCACUGAGAGUGUACGGGAAGGGGAUCAAUACUUUUGCUGUUACCAAGACGCUCCCGGUCAGCAACUCGGAUUCAACCAAUGAGGUCGUCCGACUGGCCCUGCAGCAGUUCAGCGUCAUAGGAAACGUGAAGGACUUCCAGCUGUGGGUCAUCUCUAAGAGAGACAACGUCCCGUAUCCUCUCAUCGGUCAUGAGUUUCCCUUCAGUAUCCAGAUGAGUCAUGUGAGACACACGACGUCUCAGGGAGGCGAUGGCAGCGGCAGGGAUGCUGCUGCACCACCCGCGGACAGACAGGUGGCCACGCAGGUGGAGCAGCUUCAAGUGUACAAGCAGUGCCAGUUCAUCCUGAAACCUCGACCCGCCGAAACGCUGCCCUUGUCCGCAGAGUUGUCUCAGAAGCCAUUUAAAAGGAGGCGUUCGCUCAUCACCUGGGCCUUCUGGCGAGGCUCCUCCCCUCACCUGAACGAGCCGUCCCUCGGGGCGGCCCGCGGCUGCCUGUUUGGCCAGCCGCUCAGCUCCGUUUGCGUAGAGGACGCUCUGCCGAAGCCCGUCAUGGACAUGCUGACGUUUCUGUACCACGAGGGUUCAUGGACGCGGGGGAUUUUCCGUCGCCCGGCAGGGGCUCGGGCCGUCAGGGAGCUGCGGGACAGUCUGGACAGCGGAGAGUUUCAACUUCCUCUGACAAGAGACCACGUUUUUAUCAUUGCUGGAGUCUUCAAGGAUUUCCUGCGCAGCAUCCCAGGCAGCUUGCUGUGCUGUGAGCUGCAUGAAGAAUGGAUGGAUGUGCUGGAGGAAGAAGAGGAGGAGGAAGAACAAGUGCAGGACAUAAAGAGGAUGAUUUGUCGCCUGCCCAAAGAUAACGUCCUGCUGCUACGCUACCUGUUGGCCACGCUGAACGGCAUUCAGGGCAACGCCCAGGAGAACCAGAUGACGACUUUCAAUUUAUCAGUGUGCAUCGCUCCCAGCAUGCUCUGGCCUCCCGGAGCGCCUUGCAGCCCUGAGGUGGAGGGAGAAGGAACUAGGAAGGUCUGCGAGCUGGUGAAGUUCAUGAUCGAGCACUGUGAGCAGAUUCUGGGAGAGGAUCCAUCCUCCCUGUUCGGAGGGCCACCGCAGAGGCUGAACAGCGAUGACGUGGGAUCAGACUCCUGGCUGUACCCUCUGACCGACUCAUCCUACGACAGUCUAGAGAACGAGCUGGACAACGGCAGCGGCGGAUCUCCGGGUUUCAGCAGCAGGAGGCACCUUAGACCCAAACCACUGCAAGGCAGCCUGGACUCCAUCCUCACGUUCAGCGACUACGACCAAGACACCGACCCAGAUACGCACCAGACCGAAAGCGACAGCCCCAGCGGCCCGAACUUACGUCCGCUGGGGAGAAGCAGAGGCAGGAGACAGGACACGGGCAUCUCCCGCCCCAGCCAGAAUGCCCAGACCGCCGACACCUCCUCCACCCUGGACUCCCCGGGCCCGGACGGUCCGCACAGACGGCGGCGGCGCUCGGAGCCGGCUAUAGCCUACGUGGCCAAGUUUGGGCCACGUGUUUCGGGAAGUUCCGACGGUCUCACCGGUGAGGACGAAGAAGAGGUUUCCGAGAAGCCGAGCGGCCACGUGCUCGCACGCUCACAAGGCGAGACCGCGUCGACCCUGCCCGGCGUGAGGUCAGCAGCUCUGGAAGCGAGCUCCUCCAGCCUCUCCUCCACCCCCAACUCCCCCGCACCAACGCGCUAUUCCCUGGACUCUCCUGACUCCCUGAGCAGCGACCACAAUCGGACAACCAGACGGGGACUUCGCCCGACCAAGCCGCGGCCGCCCUCCGGCGGACAGGCGGACCCGGAGACAUGUGCGAAAGGCUCCGAACCCAAAGAACCACUCAACUGGGGGAACUUGAAAGGCUGCCGAGGCCUCCACCCAAACUCUUGGCUGAAGAAAGGCCGGAGGCUGUCGCUGACCCAACAGGACAACUCAGAGAGGGAAGAAGAAGCCAAGACCGAGGGAGGAGCCACAGAUAAGUCGCUCACUCUUGGGAAAGCCGUCCCAGAGAGGGGAAAAGGGAAAGCGGUCUCGAGCAACCAGUCCAAGCUCAACUCAUCCAGAACCUCCAAAGAUGCAGGGGAAGGAGGGGGUCACGCAGGGGGGAGGCCAGGCCAGGAGUCCAGCAAGUCCCGACAACUUAAACGGGACUCCUCGAGCCCUCCUUUCCACCACUGCUCCACAGGGAGCCUCCAACUUCCAAAGUCCUCCUGGUUCCAUUCGUCAGACUCCCUGCUCAGUGACGUCCAUGCCAACACCGGGGGCGGCACCGCCAACCACAGGUGUGCAGCAGGAAGUGAAGCCAGUGAGCUGAAGCAGCCAUCGCCAUCUCUGUUUUACAGGAUGAGCGGGCCAUCUCUGUCUCUGUUCAAGCAAAGCAAGUCUCGCUCCACGGAGGAGCAAUGCAACGCCGGGCCGUACCAGCGCCGGGGGUCGGAACCCGGGCGGCAGGUCGCGGAACGAGCCUUCACCCGAGCGAGGCUGCCCAGCGACCCGGGACUGAAAGUUACCGAGGUGGACUCGCCGGCGGGGACGACGGAGUCCCGCUUCUGCCUCUCGCCCUACGCCACCAAAGCGGUGCGGGACUACUUCUCCUCUCACCCGUGCAGCAACCCCCAGAGCAGCCAGCAGGUGGCGCUCGCCCUGGUGGAGAGUCGCCGGGAGUGGCUGAAGAGAUGCACCGACCCCACGGCGGAACCAGACUUUGACCAGCUUCUGUUCGCCGAAGAGUCCUACGUCUGACUGUGAGCAACACAAAUCACACCGCCGCUUCCGACAUAGCCGCCGUACGCACCACCUCAAAGGCGGCCGCUUUUCACUCGUUCAUCAGACAUCGUAGUAGUUUGUCGCGAGACUAGCUUUAAACUUUGCGUAGAGCUUAUUGCCAUUAAGGGAAUGAACAUUUUUGCUUGAAUGUCCUCAAGACUAGAUGUACGCAUGCGGAAAGAAUACAGCUUUGUGACCUUGUUUAAGUUGAAGUAAUGCAUUUAUUACAGAGUAAGCAGAUGCAUUGUCAUUGAAAUCAGGCCAAAGUUGAAACCUGCCAAUUAAAGUGACCUGCUGUUGCCUUUUGUUCACCUUGAACAAUUGCUGUAAUUUGUGCAAAUGUGUUACGUGACAGCUAAUUUAAGGAGUUAAUGUUUUUGUUAUUUUUUGUCUUCAGAGCAGAAUUAUGUUAGGAUCCAAGCAGUUUUACGGCACACACUGUAAAGGUUGUGAAACAGAUUAGAUGAUGGGCAAGCCUGACAGCAAGGUUCAAUAACUAAUCAAUCAUAGUUAACAGUGAUUAUCACAUAGGAUGCUUGAUAGAGGCAGCCACUUUACACAGCUGGUAGUCGGCUAAACGACAGUCACCGUUUUCCUGCAUGGGUACUUAAUAAGAACAUUAAUUUCCUACGUAAACAACAGCUUAUGUAAUGGUUUAAACAAUCGUAAUUAUAGCUUAGGUGGAGAGCCGUCAGUUCAUGUUACUGUUAGCAUCUAUGCAAUAUGAUCCAAAUUUACACAAGUUGAAUUAAGAUCUUUAUUUGCAGUUUAAAUGGGAAUUGUUGAGAGUGUCCUGAACAACAUUAGUAUUAUUUGCCAAGUGUAGUCUUUGGAGGUACGUCACUUAAAUUCCACGUGAUCCCACACAUAGGUGCAGAAGCUCCAUUUGUCAGUGUGAUCCUCGUUUUCCAUGUGUUGCCAAUAAUGUGGUGUCACUGAGGCCUGUAUUGAUUUGAACUUGUCUCGUGCGUCCUGUGCUAAUAUUUCUGCUAUGUAAACAUAACCCCUGGAGGGGAAACAACACGUUCAUGUUUAAGCUCUUUAUGUUUUGCAGCUAUAAUCUUUGUUUAAAUCGGCCACUUUAUUAUAUUGUGUCUGCCUCCUUUCUAUAUAUCUAAUUUGUUAAUACGCGUAAAAAUCUGCAUUUGCUAAUAAAGACAUAUGAUUGACAAUGUGA
This is a messenger RNA of Scatophagus argus, 5338 nucleotides long. Its product is annotated as rho GTPase-activating protein 20-like. The coding region runs from base 793 to 4137 and encodes 1114 amino acids. The transcript has 17 exons. NCBI's taxonomy places the organism in Eukaryota, Metazoa, Chordata, Actinopteri, Scatophagidae. Gene Ontology annotation, biological process: signal transduction; regulation of Rho protein signal transduction. The record is from RefSeq and is a predicted model, not a curated record. Gene Ontology annotation, molecular function: GTPase activator activity.